This is a messenger RNA of Nomascus leucogenys (northern white-cheeked gibbon), 873 nucleotides long. RefSeq lists its product as uncharacterized. Lineage: Eukaryota; Metazoa; Chordata; Mammalia; Primates; Hylobatidae. The transcript is spliced from 2 exons. The coding region runs from base 1 to 873 and encodes 290 amino acids. The record is from RefSeq and is a predicted model, not a curated record.
AUGAGAGGGCUGGAGCGGAUGGAAAUUCGGGGGGGUCGGUAUCUCCUGCUGGGUGAGGUCCUUGGACACAGCGCACUUGGUGCGCAGCCCGCGCAGGCUGCCUAUGGAGAUGCCGAUGAACUUCUGGAGCUGCCCACACUGCUGCAGCGCCCGGCUGGCCAAGGCCCCUGCGCCUCCCUCCGUGGCUGCUGCAUCAACCCCGCCACCGCCCUCCUUCUCUCCCAUCGCCGCCCUGCGCAGCGCCGCUCUGUGCAGGCAGCAGCGGCCGAGGCAGGGAGCCUGGGGCGCGGGCGCGGGCGCCUAGGGGAGGAACCCGGGAGCCAGGAGAGCUGGAGCAGGAGCGCCCCUCCGCGCUGCCGGAGCCAGGACGCCGAUAGAGUUGGCAGCCAAGUCUGCUGCUCCCGCCCCCAGGGCCGAGUCAGCGGGGGACAAAUAGCUGCAACAGCGGGGGGUAAAAAACCUGGAAAAGCGGCGGUGGCGGGGGCAAAAGCCGCGGCGGCGGCGGCGGGGCAGAAAGGCGCGACUGCGGGGGAUAAAAACCUGGGAAAAGCGGCCCGUGAGGACAAAAACCCGCGGCGGCGGAAGCAAAAAGCCGCGGCGGCGGGGUUAAAAAGCCAUGGAGCGCAAAAACCCUCCGGGGCAAAAAGCCUUGGCGGCGGGGAAAAAGUGGCAGCGGGAAAAAGCCACGGCGAUGAGGGCAAAAAUCCUUGGCGGCGGGUUCAAAAACCGGCGGCGGCAAAAAGCCGCGGCGGCGGGGGCAAAAAGACGCGGCGUCGAGGAGAUAAAAACCCGCGGCGGCGGGGGUCAAAAAGCCGCGGCGGAAAAAGCCGCGGCGUCGCGGGGGCAAAAAGCUGCGGCUGCAGGGCCAAAUAG